AGGCUUGGCAGAGGCAGCUGGUGCUCUUCCCAAGCUGGGAACAGGCUCCACAGCACCCCUGUGUUCCCGGUGGGACAGAGGGUGGGAGUGUGUGGGUCAGGAUGAGGCCUCUGCUCUGGGCUGCCUGCAGCCAGCUGCUGCCCCGGGGAGCUGGGCUCUGCGCUCCCAAGCUGGCUGUGACCACUAUGGUGACCACCUCACACCACAGCCUGCAGCCCCCGACCCUUCCGGCCACCUCCAGCUCCCGAGCCAGUGCAUCUGCAGGGUUCCUCCGGCCCCUGGUCCCAGGGAGCAGAGCCCCCAGCUGCUGGAGCUCUGAGUUCAAUGUGCCCCCCAGUGCCCUGCUGGUGGCCCGGCCUGUGGGGGUCUGCUCCAUGAUGAAGCUUCCCAUGCAGGCGUCAGCAGAGGGACUGGACGUGGCAUUUGUUGGUGUUCCGCUGGACACGGGCACAUCCAACCGGCCGGGAGCCAGGUUCGGCCCGCGUCAGAUCCGCGCCGAGUCCGCGAUGCUGAGGAGGUACAACAGCAGCACCGGGGCGGCACCGUUCGACUCCCUGCGGGUGGCUGACAUCGGGGACAUCAACGUGAACCUCUACAACCUGCCCGACAGCUGCCGCCUCAUCCGGGACUCCUACCAGCACAUCGUGGCCUCUGGCUGUGUGCCCCUCACCCUGGGUGGAGAUCACACCAUAACAUACCCAAUCCUGCAGGCCCUGGCGGCAAAGCACGGUCCCGUGGGACUGGUGCACGUGGAUGCUCACACCGACACCGGGGACAGCGCUCUGGGGGAGAAGAUCUACCACGGCAGCACGUUCCGGCGCUGUGCGGAGCAAGGGCUGCUGGACUGCGGCCGCGUGGUGCAGAUCGGCAUCCGAGGCUCCUCCUAUGACCCCGACCCCUACAAGUACUGCCGGGAACAGGGUUUCCGGGUGGUCCCGGUUGAGGAGUGCUGGAUGAAGUCCCUGGAGCCGCUGAUGAGGGAGGUGAGGGCACAGAUGGGGGACAAGCCAAUGUACAUCAGCUUCGAUAUCGAUGGGCUGGACCCCGCCUACGCCCCGGGCACUGGCACUCCGGAGAUAGCCGGGCUCACACCUGCACAGGCUUUGGAGAUAAUUCGUGGCUGCAAAGGCCUGAACAUAGUGGGGUGUGACCUUGUGGAAGUCGCACCAAUGUACGAUGUCUCUGGCAAUACAGCCCUUCUGGGGGCAAACCUACUGUUUGAGAUGCUGUGUGUCCUCCCAGGAGUGAAGACACUGUGAGGGCAGUUCCCACCUGCCCUGGGGCAAUGCUACUUCGUGUCCUCUGCCAGGCUUUCCACGUCCCCUUCCCUUCAGCCAGCUGCAGCCAGCGUGGCCUUUGCAGCAUGAAAUAAACGCCAUUUACUGCUAGAAAA
Messenger RNA from Sturnus vulgaris (Common starling), 1393 nucleotides. RefSeq names its product agmatinase (putative) (gene AGMAT). Gene Ontology annotation, molecular function: metal ion binding; agmatinase activity. Lineage: Eukaryota; Metazoa; Chordata; Aves; Passeriformes; Sturnidae. The record is from RefSeq and is a predicted model, not a curated record.